Messenger RNA from Nicotiana attenuata, 1140 nucleotides. Its product is annotated as 3-ketoacyl-CoA synthase 20-like. The coding region runs from base 1 to 1140 and encodes 379 amino acids. NCBI's taxonomy places the organism in Eukaryota, Viridiplantae, Streptophyta, Magnoliopsida, Solanales, Solanaceae. Gene Ontology annotation, cellular component: membrane. Gene Ontology annotation, molecular function: acyltransferase activity, transferring groups other than amino-acyl groups. The record is from RefSeq and is a predicted model, not a curated record. The transcript is spliced from 2 exons. Gene Ontology annotation, biological process: fatty acid biosynthetic process.
AUGGACAGGAUCUUACAAAGAUCUGGCUUAGGAGAUAAAACGUACAUUUCUAAAGGAUUGUUAACGGAGCCUCCGGAUAUGAGCAGGGAAGUUGCUCAAGAAGAAGUGGAGAUGGGGAUUUUCGGAACCAUAGAUGAGCUUCUUCUGAAAACUAGAGUUAAAUGUGAGGAAAUAGGUAUAUUGGUUUGUGUGUCUGGUGUCUUCAAUAUUAUGCCAUCAUUGUCCAGUGUAAUAGUGAAGCGUUACAGGCUCAGAGAUGAUAUCCGCAGCUAUAAUAUUACAGGAAUGGGGUGCAGCGCUGGUCUUGUCGCCUUAGGACUUGUCCAAAAUCUGUUCAAGGUGCAUGAUAAUUCUUGUGCACUAGUAGUCACCACCGACAGCACUACAGGAAGCGUAUACGAGGGCAAUGAUCGGUCAAAAUUGCUAAGUAAUUGCAUAUUCCGUGUCGGUGGGGUCGCUCUCCUCCUUUCCAACAAACCGUCCGAUCAAACCACCUCCAAGUAUGAGCUCAUCCGCACCGUCCGUUCUCAAACCGCAGACAAUGAUCGAUCCUACAACUGCAUUUUCAUGGAAGAAGAUAAGGAAGGAUAUCGAGGAAUCACAAUUAACAAGGAUCUUUUAUACGCCGCAAUAAAAACCAUUCGAUCAAACAUAUCCACUGUAGCUCCCCUAGUCCUUCCUCUAUCUGAAAAAUUCCGUUACUUGAUGAACAUUACAGUGCGACGCAUCCGCACGGGAAGUAAAGUGGAGCCUUAUAAUCCUGAUUUCUCCAAAUCCAUUAAUCAUUUCUUCCCACACGUCGGCGGAAAACCUGUACUGGAUGACUUGCAGAGGAAAUUGGGAUUUAGCGAUGAACAAAUGGAAGCUUCUAGAAUGACAUUGUACAGGUUUGGUAACAGUUCCAGCAGUUCGAUCUGGUACGAAGUGGCUUAUGCGGAGGCGAAAGGUAGGGUUAAAAAGGGAGACGCAUUGUGGCAGAUUGCAUUCGGGUCGGGUUUCAAGUGUAGCAGUGUGAUUUGGAGGGCGACCCGAUCCAUUGACCGCAAUGAGAUGAAUCCAUGGCGCGAUGAAAUUGAUGAGUUUCCCGUGGAUGUUAGCGAGAUCGAAGCGUUCCCGGACCUAUUCGUUGCUUCCAAAUAG